CCCCGCCCUUUGCAGCCUUCUCUCCUGCGGACCCCGAAGCCGGGCACCCUGGGGGCCAUGCAGAAGGCCGGGGCCGGGGGCCGGAGAGCCUCCGACUGCGGCCCUGCCCCUCACCGGCCCAGGUGCAUCACCAAGUUUGCCCAGUACGUGGGCUCCUUCCCCGUGGACGACCUGGACACCCAGGAGAGCGCGUGGCUGGUGCAGCAACAGCUGUGGGCACUGAAGGACUGUCCCCACCGCCGGGCUGUCAUCCUGAAAUUCAGCCUUCAGGGCCUCAAGAUCUACGGUGGGGAGGGUGAGGUGCUCCUGAUGGCUCAUGCCCUGAGGCGCAUACUCUACUCCACCUGGUGCCCAGCCGACUGCCAGUUUGCCUUCAUGGCUCGAAAUCCCCGGAGCCCGGCCAGCAAGCUCUUCUGCCACCUCUUUGUGGGCAGCCAGCCUGGAGAGGUCCAGAUCCUGCACCUGCUGCUCUGCCGCUCCUUCCAGCUUGCUCACCUCUUGCGGCACCCUGAGGAACGGGCACGGCAUGAACCCUGCCCGGGACCCGUAGGGGACGUGCCCCUGAAGCCCCUGUCGGGCCCUGGGGGCACCCCUGGCCUAGUACGGGAACCCCUCGGCGGUGAUGAGCUCUCACAGCACGUUAACGCACUGAUCUCCUUCGGGCAGCUGCCAGCAGGGGGGCCUGGGGGCAGUGGGAAGGAGCCACCGGAGUCGGAAAGCCGCGGGGGCGCCCGCCACACCCGCCUGGGGAACCCGUACUGCUCGCCCACGCUGGUGCGCAAGAAGGCCAUCCGCAGCAAGGUGAUCCGCUCCGGGGCCUACCGCACCUGCACCUACGAGACGCAGCUGCAGCUGUCGGCUCGGGAGGCCUUUCCUGACGCGUGGGAGGCCUGGCCUCGGGGUCCUGGGGGCCCCUCAUGCCUGGUGGAGAGCGAGGGCAGCCUGACGGAGAACAUCUGGGCUUUUGCUGGCAUCUCGAGGCCCAGUGCCCUCGCCCUGCUGCGGAGAGAUGUGCUUGGGGCCUUCCUGCUGUGGCCUGAGCCAGGCACCAGUGGCCAGUGGUGCCUGUCGGUGAGGACACAGUGCGGCGUGGUGCCCCACCAGGUCUUCCGGAACCACCUAGGCCGCUACUGCGUGGAGCACCUGCCGGCUGAGUUCCCCAGCCUGGAGGCCCUGCUGGAGCAUCACGCUGGGACGGAGCGCAGCCUCUUCUGCUCCCUCGACAUGGGCCGCCUGAACCCUGGCUACGAGGAGCAGGACUGCGGGCCCGAGGGCAGUCUUCCCCGGAAGCUCCGGCCCCUUGGCCAUGCCAAGUCCGAGGCAGAACUGCAGGGCCUGGGCUAG
Lipotes vexillifer (Yangtze River dolphin) is the source of this 1344-nucleotide messenger RNA. RefSeq names its product SH2 domain containing 5 (gene SH2D5). The coding region runs from base 58 to 1344 and encodes 428 amino acids. The transcript is spliced from 9 exons. Lineage: Eukaryota; Metazoa; Chordata; Mammalia; Artiodactyla; Lipotidae. The record is from RefSeq and is a predicted model, not a curated record. Gene Ontology annotation, cellular component: postsynaptic density.